Molecule: messenger RNA, 3026 nt
Organism: Argiope bruennichi
Lineage: Eukaryota; Metazoa; Arthropoda; Arachnida; Araneae; Araneidae
Product: ubiquitin carboxyl-terminal hydrolase 22-A-like
Exons: 2
Coding region: 148-1689 (513 amino acids)
Biological process (GO): protein deubiquitination
Cellular component (GO): nucleus; cytosol
Molecular function (GO): cysteine-type endopeptidase activity; zinc ion binding; cysteine-type deubiquitinase activity
Source: RefSeq, a predicted model, not a curated record
UAGAGCUGAACAUCUUUCCUCCUUAUUUUAACUAGUCUCCUGACGCAUGCGCAAAAGAGUGUAAAUUGUCAGAAGCAGAAAUGGAGAAUUAACAAAUAGCAGCUGUAAAGAGAGCAUAUCAUUGAUAAUAAGUUUUUAGAGGAAAGUAUGAACGCAGAUACUUGCCCACAUUUGUGCACAGUCCCUGAUGCUGUAACUAAUUAUUUUGUUAUACUCGCCUCUUAUGUGGAGUAUAAUUCCGAUGAAACGCUUAAAAGAAAAUCGUCUAACGUGCAUUGUUAUCUCUGCAAAGCAGCCGACAAAAGACUACAUGCAUGUUUAAAUUGUACAUUCUUUGGUUGCCUUGAUUAUGAAAAUGGAGUAUUCAGUCAUAUAAAAGAUCAUGCCAUUAAAAAUGAACAUUAUUUUGCUAUUACUGUUAAUCAUGGCUUUAUAUUUUGCUUCAUUUGUGAUGAUUAUAUCUAUAAUGAAACCUUUGAUGAUAUACUAUCUAAUUUUAAGUUAGAAGCAAGUAAAGAUUCUGACAGUGAGUCUGAUUUACCUCCUGAACCUAAAGCAAGAAGAAUUGAUGAUAGUGAGUCUGAUUUACCUUCUGAACCUAAAGCAAGAAGAAUUACUCCUGACAGUGAGUUUGACAUUCCUUGGGAGCCUAAAACAGAGGAAACAGUGCUCACAGAGACGGAGGACACGGUUGAAGAAAUCUCACAAGAUUUAUUUACUGGUUUAAGAGGUAUAAUAAAUACAGGAAAUAGUUGCUACAUUAACUGUAUUAUCCAAGUACUUGUACACACUCCCAUACUAAAAGAUUUUUUCCUUUCUGAAAAGCAUAUGUGUUUCUUACCAGAUUCUUGUCUCACAUGUGAGAUGUAUAACUUGUUUCAGGAGUUUCAUUGUGGAAUAUCAGAUCCUUAUGAUCCUUCAAAAAAAUUCUUUCAGGUAUUGCAAAAGUUUUGUAAUACACCUCUUGGAUUGCAACAACAAGACUGUUUUGAAUUAUUUCAGGAAAUUUUAAUAGGAUUGCAUGCUAGUUGUCAAAAAACACAUAAAAUGGAUAUAACAGAUUGUAACUGUGUAAUUCAUCAGAUAUUUUAUGGAAUCAAUCAAAGUUCUAAAGAAUGCUCACAGUGUAAAUCUUCAUCAUUUUUACCUCUUGAUCAUUUCAUGGAUAUCCUACUAGAUUUAGAUGGAAAAGAUGAUUCUCUCUUGAAAAUUUUAAAUAGAAAAUAUUUUGAGCCACAAUUGUUAUCUGACUAUACUUGCUCAGAAUGUAAACAAAUCAAUACAACAUAUUUAUACCAAAGUAUUAAAAAACUACCAGCUGUUAUUUGCUUUCGCAUGAAUUGCUUCAUGUGGGAUUCUGAAGACUCCGGAAUCAGACAGUUUCAAAAGAAAUCAACUGCUUUUGCAUUUGAAGAAUGGAUAGAUAUGUCAUUCUAUUUAAAUGCAAAAGGUGAUAUUGAACUAUCAAGUGAAGCUUGUGCGUUAGGUUUUAAUACAAAUGAGAAUAGAUAUCGGUUGUUUGCAGUUAUAUUUCAUAAAGGGGAUUUACAAAAUGGGCACUAUUCAACGUAUGUUCGGCUGCAGAGUGAUAAAUGGUAUGAAUGUGAUGACAGUUUUAUUAGUGAACGAAGUUUGGAAGAAGUUCUUAAAUGUGAACCUUUCCUUUUGUUUUAUUGCAAGAAUUUAUAAAUGUUCGUAUAUGCAUAAUUUUAAAUGUUUUCUGCAAAAUGGUCGAAUUCUUUUAUUUAUGUUAUUAAUUCAUUACUUUUUUAAUAACAACAAAUAAUUAAUUUUAAUUAGAAAAUAUUUUGAGCUACAACUGUAAUCUGACUAUACACGCUCAGAAUGUAAACAGAUCAGUACAACAUAUUUAUACCAAAGUAUUAAAAAACUUCCAGCUGUUAUUUGCUUUCACAUGAAUUGCUUCAUGUGGGACUCCAAAGACUCAAGAACCAGACAGUUUUUUUUUAAAAAAACCAACUUGCUUUUGCAUUUGAAGAAUGGAUAGAACUGUCAUUAUAUUUAAAUGCAAAAGGUAAUAACUGAACUAUGUAGUGAAUCUUAUGCUUUUGGUUUUAAUACAGUUGAGAAUAGACAUCGAUUGUUUGCUUUUAUAUUUCAUAAAGGGGAUUUACAAAAUGGGCACUAUUCAACUUAUGCUCGGCUGCAGAGUGAUAAAUGCUUAGAAGUUUCCUACAGUUGACGAUUCUUUGGGGGACAUUAUGUAAACUCUUGAUGGUUGCCAAGUUAAAACAAAGUGAGCUAUAGCUCGUUGGUAUAGGGCACCUACUUGUUUAUUCUCUUUGAUGUUUGAUCUAUGUAUCUUUUUAAUGGUUUUUUACAUCUGCUUUACAAAAUAGUUCCCUAUUCCUUCACCCCUUGCCAGUUUGAUGCAGUUGUGUCUUUCUACUUUAAUGUAAAAUCCCAUUUAGAAAAAUAUUAAUAAAUCUAAAAUAAUAUGAAUUAAGAAAUAUAUAAAAUUCUGAAUAACAAUUUCAUCUACACAUUUUUGUGUAUUAAUAGGCCCCAGUAAAUAUUAAAUUAAUUUUUAAUGUAGUUAAAAAUAAUUUUUUAUCAUACUGAUUUAUUCUUUUAAUAAUAAUUACUACAAUAACAUUUUACUAUUAUUUAAUAAUCAAUAAAUCUUUUAAUAUGUUUGACACAAUAAAUUUUGGUUACUUUAGUCAUGUGCUAUUUUUAAAAUUGUAUCUGAUCGUGUUUACCUGUAUUGUUUCCAUUUUUUUAUAGUUAAUAUUUUUUUCUUCUGUUUCAAUUGAUAUUUCAUCAUAAAAGUGAUGCUAGAGUUUAUUACAAUUGAGUGUUAUGGUCCAUAGAUCUAUUAGGUGUUUAAUGUUCUAUUCAUCUCUUUUAGUAAAUAGUUCCUAAUUCUCCCUUCUCCUAGAUAUAAUAUAUUUGUGUGCUUUUGCUUUAACAAAAAAAUUCUACUUAUAUAAUAUGAUUAAAUGAUUAAAAUAAUAUGAUUAAUAAUAUAUAUUAUAAAUAAUAUGAUUAAAAAAGAAUAUCAA